AUGCAAAUAUAUGAAAGAGUAAUUCUUCUGGCUUUGGAUGGUCUCGCUAUCCAGCCUACUGACAGUGCUCAAAUUUGGAUUCUCACUAAGACCAAAUUACCAAUAUUUCCUCUUUGUAAUGAUUC
Messenger RNA from Dentiscutata erythropus, 125 nucleotides. The record is from the annotation of a GenBank genome assembly. Lineage: Eukaryota; Fungi; Glomeromycota; Glomeromycetes; Diversisporales; Gigasporaceae.